This is a messenger RNA of Papaver somniferum (opium poppy), 1251 nucleotides long. RefSeq lists its product as uncharacterized. The coding region runs from base 1 to 1251 and encodes 416 amino acids. The record is from RefSeq and is a predicted model, not a curated record. The transcript is spliced from 2 exons. Lineage: Eukaryota; Viridiplantae; Streptophyta; Magnoliopsida; Ranunculales; Papaveraceae.
AUGAAUGAUGUUAAUGUUCCUCAAGGGUCUUCAUCUAGUAACCCUUAUGUGACACCUCAUAAGAAUUCUCUUGAGGAUACUUUACGUACUUUUAUGCAGGGACAGAUACAGAUAAAUAAAAAUGUUAUGAAGACUUUAGAUGAGCUGAAAACUAGCAUAGUUAGAAUUGAAUCACGUCUCAAUGUUAGGGAGAAAGGGACAUUGCCUUCCCGAACUCAACCUAACUCGAAAGGACAAUUUGAGGUUAAAAAUUCUAACUUGGAGCAAGCUAAUGUUGUCACCACUCUUAGAAGUGGUAAGGUGAUUGAGACUCCGAUGAAGUUGGCUGAUAAUAAGGAUAUCCUUGAUGUUUUUCAGCAGGUGAAGAUCAACAUACCUCUCUUGAGUGUGAUUAAGCAAGUUCUAGCUUACGCCAAGUUCUUGAAGGAUCUCUGCACGGUCAAGAGGAAGCACAAUGUGCAGAAAAAGGCAUUUCUCGCGGAACAGGUAAGUUCUAUUCUUCAACAUAACACUCCUCCUAAAUAUAAAGAUCCGGGAUGCCCUAAUAUUUCUUGUAUAAUAGGGGAUUUCAUGACCAAACAAGCACUUCUGGAUUUGGGAGCUCGUGUAAACCUCCUACCUUUCUCGGUUUAUGAGCAGUUGGGCUUAGGUGAAUUAAAACCCACCUCAGUCACUCUAAAACUUGCAGACAGAUCAGUUAAAGUACCGAGAGGGGUAGUUGAGAAUGUAUUAAUUCAAAUCGAUAAAUUUUACUAUCCGAUGGAUUUUAUCGUUUUGGAUACUCAACCUGUAGCUAAUGCUAGUAAAGAAAUACCUGUCAUCUUAGGUCGUCCUUUUCUUGCAACUGCAAAUGCCUUGAUUAAUUGUCGAACUGGAAUAAUGAAUCUUUCAUUUGGAAAUAUGACUGUUGAGUUGAAUAUAUUUGAUGCAUGUAAAGAUCCAGGUGGUAGAGAUGAUAUUCAUGAAGUUAAUAUGAUUGAAACAUGUGUGCAUGAAAAAGCAUCUGAUCUAGAAGCAAAGGUUCCUUUAGAAUCUUGUUUUCCUAAUCUGUGGGAUUUCGAUGAGGAUGGAUACAUUGGAGAAGUUAAUUCUUCACUGAAUUCAUCCCUGUUGCUGGAAACGGAUAAGUGGCAGUCUAGAUUUGAGUCACUCCAAAUCAGUGAGACUGAGCCAUUGUCUCCAUCCGUAGAAUUCCCAAAGCCUAAUCUUAAUCCUCUUCCUAGUGAACUGAAUUAUGAAGUUUUAGUCUAG